Musa acuminata subsp. malaccensis (wild Malaysian banana) is the source of this 1107-nucleotide messenger RNA. The record is from RefSeq and is a predicted model, not a curated record. NCBI's taxonomy places the organism in Eukaryota, Viridiplantae, Streptophyta, Magnoliopsida, Zingiberales, Musaceae.
AUGUUGAUGGCAAAUGGUAGCGCCACUAGUGUCGGUGGUGACGAACCCCUCCCUGUCCCCUGUUGUCCUCAACGUCGAGUGGCCGCCACCCUCCGCCUCCUCAACCACUUCCUCACCGCUACCCCUCCACCUCCCCCCUCGUCCUCCCCUUCUCCUUCUCCACCCUCGCCCCUGGCAUUGAGCACAUCUGCCACCUUUCCUACAACAACUCUAUCACCACCCUCAUCCACGCCCUCUCUUCCCUCUACCGUACCAUCAUCUCCUGGUCCCAUUCCCUCACUUGCCCUCCUCUCCAACUUCUUAAUUGACUUGACCCACCACCUCGCCAUUGACCUUGGUGAGCAAGAAUUAGAAACGAGAGGAGUCAAGCUUAGUCCCCAACUCGAUCACUUUGUUAGGCAGAAACCUCGACAGCUUCCAAGUGAUAUACAUAACAUCAUUGGAUUUGACACCAUUAGCAGUGUCAUCCCCAGUGAGUACCUUGCCAAUGGUGGCACGAUCUCCUUGAAUAGCACCAGAUUGCGUUGCAACAGUUUAGAGAUGCUAGGAUCUAGGUACAUAGGAGAAAGGUUAAGUUCAUCGUCACCUUGUGGUCCGAAGAUGCUAGGAUCUGAGUGCACAGGAAACAAGCUGCAGCGUGCUAUAGACGAGGCGGACGUGCAUUCGUACACACGAUGCGUGACUCGUGCGCUUCGUUACCUCCACGACGUGGCCGGAGUCGUGCACUGCAACGUGAAGGGCCGAAACGUCCUGUUAGGCGGAGUUCCCGUCGUCGCCAAUCUCACGGAUUUCGUUGUGGCGGUGAGGAUUUUCGGGGGCGAUGGGCGUAGUUGGGUGCGGGGAACGCCGAGACGGAUGGUGCCGGAGGUCGCCAGGGGAGAGCGGUCGAGGCCGGAGUCAGACGUCUGGUCGCUCGGGUGCAUGGUCAUUGAGAUGGCGACCGAAGCACACGACGAGCUGCCGGAAUCUCUGUUGGAGGUCGCUCGUGAUUUUCUCGACGAGUGCUUGAGAAGGGAUGCAAGCGAGCUGACUGCAGAGCAGUUAUUGCAGCACCAUUUUCUAGCCGAAGCGGAAACCUCGAUGACGGAGAAAGUUGGAGUUCCGUGA